AUGACGGAAGCUCACCUAUUCCCGGGUAGCGUCCCAGACUGGAGUAAUCAAAAGGUCAUCCACCGCAACACGCUGUAUCCAAGAAGCCAUUUCUACCUGUACGAUAAGGAAGAGGAUGCCUUGACCCGAGACAUCACAAAGGCCAAGGUCCAGUGUCUCUCCGGUACUUGGAAGUUUCACAUUUCCAAGUCGCCAUUCGAGGGACCCCGCAACUUCCACAGCAAGCACUUUGAUACCUAUGGCUUCUCCGACAUCAGCGUCCCUGGCCAUUGGCAGCUCCAGGACUAUGGAAAGGGCCCCCAUUACACCAACUUUGACUAUCCUUGGCCCUGCGACCCCCCCAACGUCCCAUACGAGGACAAUGAGUGCGGCCGCUACGUGACGCGUUUCCACGUCGGUGACCACCUCGAGAAGCACCAGCUCCGCCUUCGGUUCGAAGGCGUCGAUUCCGCAUUCACUGUCUGGCUCAACGGCGAAGAGGUCGGCUACUCGCAGGGCGCGCGAAACCCGAGCGAGUUUGACGUUACCAAGCUGAUUGAGCUCGGCCGCGAAAACGUGCUGGCCGUCGAGGUCUACCAGCGCAGCGACGGCAGCUACAUCGAGGACCAGGACGAGUGGUGGCUGAGCGGCAUCUUCCGUGACGUCUACCUCCAUGCCUUUCCCCUGGUCCAUCCCACGGACGUGUUUGUCACUACCGAUCUAGACGACAAGUUCAAGGAUGCCGCCCUCAACGUCAAGGUGGACACCAGCGCGGCCACGCGCGUCGAGCUGAAGCUUCUCGACCAUACGGGGAAAUCCGUUGUGUCGGACACCAAGCUUGUUGACACUUCUCACAAGUUCUCUCUGGCCGUCAAGGAUCCCAACAAGUGGACCGCCGAGACACCGUAUCUGUACACCGUCGUUCUCAACUUCCUCGACGGGCAGGGCUGCACCCUGGCCCAGAGAGUCGGGUUCAGAGUGGCCGGCCUGAUUGACGGCGUCUUCUGCGUCAACGGCAAACCAGUCAAGUUCCGCGGCACAAACAGACAUGAGCACCACCCAGACCAUGGCCGAGCUGUCCCUUACGAAUUCAUGCGGCAGGACUUGCUCACCAUGAAGCGCCACAGCCUCAAUGCCAUUCGCACCUCUCACCAAAUUAACGACCCCAGACUCUACGACGUUGCUGAUGAGCUCGGACUCUGGAUCCUCAACGAGGCCGAUCUCGAAUGCCAUGGUAUGUUUCGGCUCAGAGACAACGCUCUGUCCGACAGCCCAGACUGGACCGAGGCCUACGUCGACCGCGCAAGACAGAUGGUUUGCCGCGACAAGAACCACCCGUCUGUAGUAAUUUGGUCCCUGGGCAACGAGUCCUUCUACGGAAGAAACCACCAGGCCAUGUACGACUACAUCAAGAGCGUCGACCAGACACGCCUUGUCCACUACGAAGGCGACCAGCAAGCCAAAACUGUCGACAUCUUUAGCCGCAUGUACUCUGGGGUCGACUGGAUUGCAGAAUUUGCCAAGGAGCGCGAUUGGGUCAAGCCACUAGUCAUCUGCGAGUUUUUACAUGCCAUGGGUAACUCUUGCGGAAACGCCAAAGAGUAUGUUGAUGUGUUUUACAAGCACCCCCGUGUCAUGGGUGGCUUUGUAUGGGAGUGGAACAACCACGGGUUGCGCACACGAAGCAAGGAUGGAGAGGAGUACAUGGGCUAUGGAGGCGACUUUGGCGACCAACCCAACGAUAAGAACUUUGUCAUGGACGGCAUGAUGUGGUCGGACCAUGUUCGCGGCCCCAACUUGAUCGAGUAUGCCAAAGCCAUUGAACCUGUGCAGACCGUUUCGCUGCAGGGGAACGUCCUCACUGUUAUUAACCGAUACGACUUCCUUGGCUUGGAGCAUCUGGAAGCGACUUGGGAAGUCAGAGCGAAUGGAAUGAAGAACCUUGCCGUCGGUGAGGUGGUAAUCCCGGCUUCCGCCGAGCCUCAUUGUGAAACGACCAUCACUCUGGAGGGUUACAAUGCCGAGAUGGUCAAGAAACUAGGCGUUGAGUCCUAUGUUUUCGUCUCGUUCAGACUUCGAGAGGAUACGAACUGGGCAAGUGCAGGGCACCAGCUGGCAUUUGGCGAAAUCCAAAUCUCCAAGCCCGCUUCCAUUGCGGAGUCACUGCCCAUGCAGCUUACCUCUGCCAAGGCGCAUAUUCGCAAGGCAUCGGGCAAGGAGCUUCAAAUAACCUCUGCAAGUGGCUCCUCGAAAUGGACCUUUGACCUCGUCCACGGCACCCUGAACGGCUGGAGCAGGUCGGGCCAGCCCGGCUUGAAUCUGCUCACCGAGGGCUUCACCAUGGACUUUUACCGAGCUCAGACCGACAACGACAGCCAUGGCCAUGGCCGGAGAUGGAGUGACAGCCGUCUUCACCAAACAACCAUGAAUGUGCGGCAGGUCAAGUGGAUGCCCAUCUCUGGCGGCGCUCAGAUCGAGGUGACUGCCCGCAUCGCGCCGCCCGUGCUCGCCUGGGCCGUCGACACCGUCUUCACAUACACGUUCCGCGGUGACUUUGUGCACCUGCGCGUGCACGGCAAGGCCCACGGAAACGACCUCCCCGACACCUUUGCCCGGUACGGCAUCUCGGCCGGGAUCAAGGGCGUCGCGGACGCGAGCUGGUGGGGACGCGGUCCCGGCGAGUCCUACCGCGACAAGAAGCUCUCGCAGUCAAUCGGCAACUGGUCGUCGAGCGUGGACGGCCUAUUCGUGGACUACGAGUUCCCCCAGGAGGGCGGCAACCGGACCGACGUCCGGCAGGUCGAGCUGCGCGGCGAGGGCGGCGCGCGGAUCCUGCGGGCCAACUUUGGCGCGCAGGACGGCGCGAGCUUCAACGCCCUGCGCUACGCGACCAUGGACGUCGACGCCGCGCAGCACCCGUACGAGCUGCGCCGGAAGAGGAGGAGCGACUGCGUGGCCAGGUUCGACUGGCUGCACCAUGGCCUUGGCGGCGCGUCGUGCGGCCCCUGGACGCUCCCGCAGUACUGUCUGUACACGAACCGGGAGUUUGACUUUGAGGUUCUGCUGGAUUAG
Cordyceps fumosorosea ARSEF 2679 is the source of this 3051-nucleotide messenger RNA. Its product is annotated as beta-galactosidase. Lineage: Eukaryota; Fungi; Ascomycota; Sordariomycetes; Hypocreales; Cordycipitaceae. The transcript is spliced from 3 exons. Gene Ontology annotation, molecular function: carbohydrate binding; beta-galactosidase activity. Gene Ontology annotation, biological process: lactose catabolic process. Bases 1 to 3051 code for a protein of 1016 amino acids. The record is from RefSeq and is a predicted model, not a curated record. Gene Ontology annotation, cellular component: beta-galactosidase complex.